Crotalus tigris (Tiger rattlesnake) is the source of this 1778-nucleotide messenger RNA. Its product is annotated as pantetheinase-like. The transcript has 9 exons. The record is from RefSeq and is a predicted model, not a curated record. NCBI's taxonomy places the organism in Eukaryota, Metazoa, Chordata, Lepidosauria, Squamata, Viperidae. The coding region runs from base 158 to 1642 and encodes 494 amino acids. Gene Ontology annotation, molecular function: hydrolase activity, acting on carbon-nitrogen (but not peptide) bonds, in linear amides.
GUACAAAGAACCGCAUCUUCCAGGCAUUCAGCCAGAUAUAAUUUUGGACAGCCUCUAAUUCUUCUGGAAACAGAAAGUAAAGCAAAAAGUAGAAGUUGCAAAGAAGGAAGAUCUCCCUGUUCGAUCUUGUUUUUCUUGCUCUCCAGUCUAUAAGGACAUGGCAAUGGACUCCUCUUCAUCUUUACAGCAUGCUUUUAUUUUUAUACUCAUGGGAGGCCUGAAGGCUUUAGAAUUGGACAAAUACACUGCGGCAGUAUACGAACAUGUAGUCAUACAGCCAGAAGCCACAAUAAAGCCUGUUUCCCCUGAAGAGGCCUUAAAAUUGAUGAACCAGAAUAUGGACAUCUUAGAAGAUGCCAUCCAAAAAGCAGCAAAACAGGGAGCACAUAUCAUCGUGACUCCAGAAGAUGGCAUAUAUGGAUUUUUCUUCACCAGAGAAGCCCUUUAUCCUUACCUUGAGGACAUUCCAGACCCAGAGGUCAACUGGAUUCCAUGUACUGACCCUGAAAGAUUUGGACCUGCUCCAGUCCAAAAAAGGCUAAGCUGUCUGGCCAGGAACAAUUCGAUCUAUGUGGUUGCCAACAUGGGUGAUAAGAAGGAAUGUAGUAAUGAGGACUCAAAAUGCCCUGGCGAUGGCCACUAUCAGUACAACACAAAUGUUGUCUUUGAUUCAGAGGGAAAGCUGGUGGCACGGUACCACAAGUUUAACCUGUUUCAGCUAGAGCGUCAAUUUGAUUUCCCUAAAGAGCCUGAACCUGUAACCUUCAAUACCACAUUUGGAAAAUUUGGCCUCUUCACUUGCUUUGACAUUCUCUUCCACAAUCCCGCUGUGGCCCUCGUAAGCCAGCUCUCGGUGGACACCAUCCUUUUCCCUACAGCCUGGAUGAACGUCCUCCCACAUUUAACUGCUAUCGAAUUCCAUUCAGCUUGGGCCAUGGGCAUGCGUGUCAAUGUUCUGGCAGCUAAUACUCACAAUACUUCCUUGAGAAUGACAGGCAGUGGUAUCUACACACCAUCUGGAUCCCAAGCAUAUCAUUAUGAUGAUAAAUCGAUGAAUGGGCACCUUUUGGUUGCAGAAAUCUAUUCCCAUCCUUCUCGUUUUCCCACCUCUCUUCCUAGUAUUAACUGGAGCUUGUAUGCCACAACUAUUGACCAGUUUCAUGAGUACCCUACUUUCACUGAAUUGCUUUUCCAUGAUCCAUUCACCUUUUCUAAGCUUACAAAACAAGUUGACAAUAUUACAGUGUGCCAGAAUAGUCUCUGCUGCCAUUUAAGCUACAGGAUGAGGGAAGAACCGGUACUAGAAGAUGAACUUUAUGUGCUAGGGGCAUUCGAUGAUUUGCAUGUGGCUGAAGGACAAUAUUACUUACAGAUCUGCACAUUGCUGAAGUGUGAAGGUACACACAUUCAGACCUGUGGCAAGCCAGUCACUACUGCAGACUCCAUAUUUGAAUUCUAUUCUCUCAGUGGCACAUUUAGCACAAACUACGUCUUCCCAGAGGUUUUACUCAGUGGGAUUCGUUUGGCCCCUGGAGGGUUUCGGGUUUUGAGAGAUGGACGACUCAUCAGUCAGAACAAUAUCUCUCAGGCCCUUUUAACUGUAACACUUUUUGGAAGAUGGUAUGAACAGGAUUCACAAUAAACCCACAUUACCCAAUAUUGAGAAGAAUUUCUAAGUUGACAUCAGUAAUACUAAUCUCCAAAGCACCUGAAGGCAGGACAAGAAGCAAUGGAUGGAAGCUAACCUAAGAGAGAAGCAACCUAGAACUAAAGAAAAA